UUUGAUGACAGUCGGGCCUGCGAGAUCAAAGGCGGCACGGAUAUGAAAUGGAAAUUUCCGAUCAUCACAGGUCACGGGAUAACAUAAAGUAUUAUAUGGCCAUAAAUGAUAAAGGGGACUGCUAAAAAGGUACCAUCAUGGCAGGUAGAACGGUGAAAAGACUAAGCAGGAGCAAUAAAUUUGUUCAGAAUGUGAUAGAUUUUGCCAACGUUUUCAAAGCUUUUAUUGGAACAAAUUACUUGGCUCUUGCAUUUGCCUUUGAACAGAGUGGGCUCAUACUCGGUGUUAUAGGUUUACUAGUUAUUACCAUGGUAACAGACCAUUGUUGUCAACUCAUUGUCAAAUGUAAAUAUAUCGUUGUGAACCAAAUCAUCUCCGAGUUUCUCACCAGAGAAGGGAUAACUGAUGUAGCCUCUCCGAGAAUAGGACGAUUACGAAAAAGAUUGGAGAAGCAUCUCACAUACGGGGACAUCGCUAGGAAGGCUAUUGGAAAAUGGGGCCUAUAUCUAGUCAACUUUGCCCUGUUCUUUACGCAGUUCUUUUUUUGUAUAGCAUAUAUGAUUUUUCUCGGCAACACUUUACAAACUGAUUUGUUUCCAUUUGUGAAUGAAACUUCAAAGGCUCUAGUGAAUACAAAGCAAUAUAAUCUGUUUGAUAACUCGCAAAACAAUUCAAUUGUUCAUGUAAAUAAAAAUGCUAGAGUGACUACAGCUCCAGUUUUCGCGAUUUUAGUUUUAUUUCCUUUGCCAUUGUUUUUACUGUUUGUCUUGUUACGCAAUGUGAGGAACAUGGGACCAAUAAGUGUGGUGGCGAACAUCAGUAUCUUUGUGGGAUAUGGCGUUGUCCUGGUUACUUUAGUUAAAGAUUUUGCAGUAGAUCCAGAUGUUAAAUAUUUUGCGAUUGCAACAUUUCCUGUCUUUUUUGGCGCUGUCUCUUGUGCAUAUGAGGGCAUUGGAACUAUAAUUCCAAUUGAGUCUAGUAUGGCUGAGAAUCGACCAAAAUACCCAGCAUUUCUUCAUGGAUCUUUGCUUCUGUUAUUCACAAUGUUAUGCUCACUUGGAAUUCUGGGAUACUUGAAAUACGGAAGCGACGUAGAACAGAUUCUAAUCCAAAAUCUUCCUUCAGGUUCAAUCACUUCCUACAUAGUCAACGUAACAAUCUGCAUUGGUGUCGCUUUUACUUACCCUAUUACAGUCUACCCGAUUAUUGAGAUUCUGGAAAAUAUUCUAUUUACUGAAGGAAGAAUAUUUGGACAGUCCUUAAAUACACUUGUUGUCAAUUGUGAUAAUGAUAAUGAGCGUGCUCCUUUACUAUCGUCGGUUAGUUUGUCCACUGAGGAGAUUGAAAUAUCAGAUUUAUUACCAGUUGCAAAGAGUGUGCCUGAAUCAGUUGCUUCAUGGAAGAGGAACAUUGUUCGGGUUUCUGUUGUACUGAUACAGACAGGACUUGCAAUUGUCUUCAAAGACCAGUUUGUCUACAUCAAUGCAAUUAAUGGCUCAAUCGGAAGCACUUUAUUGGCAUACAUCUUGCCCGCAGUAAUCAGCAUCAAGUUGGCUGGCCAGGAUAUAUCAAGGCUAGUGUUCGCUAAAAAUAUAUUUUUGAUAUUGUUUGGAAUUCUUGGAGGCCUCAGUGGGCUGAUUGUGACGAUAUACAACAUGGUGAAGCAUUUCCAAGGCAAAAUAUGAGUUUGAUAUAUAAUAAUAUUAUAUAUAUAUGUACAUAUUUUUAAACAAUAUUUUUAAAUUUUUUAAUUCCAAGUAAUAUAAGAAAUGAUAUGAGAAUGGUGCUACAAUAGCCGUGUGUCAGUACUUUAGAGUAUUGAACACUGGAUAAUGCAAGGCAAUCGUGAGGAGUGAUAAAGGAAGAUUUCCAUUGAAUCAGUGGCAUAUCUAUGCGGAUGUGCGGGGGUGGGGGAAGUGCAAUCACCUUCCCAAGAAAGCUUACACACCUCCAGUCGCUACUCCACUCGAAAUUUUUUAAGCAAAACAAAAAUUACGCUGAAGUAGUUAAGAAUCACCUCAUACCACCAGCUUGCACCCCCUCACUUUAUCAUCUUUGUGCCCCAUCAGCCCCCUUUCCCCUACUUCAGUACCCCUAGAUACACUAUGCUUAGAAUUGAUUUUUAGGGGAUUUUAGGGGUCAAGGAAUUAGAAAAGCUCAAACAUGUAGAAUAUUAAGUUAAUGUUUCACACUUUAAAAGUUUGUGAUCAAUGUCUCUGGUAGACCACUUUGGAUGGUAUAUGGAUUUUAAAUGAUGUGCCUUAAUGUUAUCAGUAACAAGCCAGUUUUUAUCAGUUAUUUAUAAUAAAUUAAACAAAAAAAUUAUUUGGUAUAAUAUUUUAAUAAAAAUAAAAAUAAGGAGAAUGAGGGGUACUAAACUCAAAUAGUAAAAAAAUAUUAUAACUUAAAUGAACUCUUAUUUUUAAAGCGUGGUAUUCAUAGUGUAAGAGAAAUAGCAUUCUCAUGAUGAUGAUAAUAAUAAUAAUAAUAAUAAAUAAUGUAAAGCAUCAUAAUUUUGCUUUAGUAACAUAAUGAAAUGAAAACAACUAUAUUAUAGUUGUUUUCAUUUACGGACAUAAUUACGAACACACGCUUCAUGGGAGCGUGUGGCCAACGUGUAAGACCAACGUUCGCCGCACUGCUUGUAUCUUUGGGCAAGACACUUUACUUACGUUUGCCUCUCUAAACACCCAGGAGUAUAAAUUGGAGGGUCAUGCUGUUAACCCUGGUACGACUAUUCCAGCCAAAUUAAUAACAGCAGGUAGAUAUCAAUUGAUAUCAUACGAACGAACGAAUGAUGAUUAUUAUAUAGCAAAUUUAACUAAAGAUUUUCACAAAGAAUAUUACUAUGAUUGAUUACUUCCUUUAAAAAUGCAAUAAUGUUUUUUUUUAAACUUUUUUAUUUAUGUUCAAACGUAACAGUAGCUCACCUUUAAGGAUAGCAAACAAUACCAAUUUGAGCAUGAAAAGUGUCAAGAUUGUUUUUUUGUCAAUGUUGGUACUUUUAGAGCUAAUUUUAAAAAUAUUCCUUACAUGACUUGCACAAGGUUUGCUUAAGUGUACAAUGCAAGAAAAUAUUCGCAUGAGUGUAGGCUGCAAUAUCAGAUCAAGUAAAACUCAGUUACAGAAAAGAUAUUUUCGAAAAACUAUCCAUACUCACAUAAGAAAAAACACAAUGCAAACUACAACAUAAGCAAUUCCAAAAUUGGGUAUUUUUUCAGGUUUUUUUUUUAUCCUUCACCAAACAUAUUUAAUAACUGAACUACAGCAGCCUUCAUUUCCAUUGAGUUUUAAAAUUUUCUUUACAUUCAAGUACAUUUGCUAAUGACAUAAAACAAUGUAGGGAUAUUUUAUUUUGCAGAGGCAGAUUCAAGGGGGAGCCAAAUUGACCGGGCCCCCACUAAAUGUUGAAAAUUUGAAAAAAAAAUAAUUAGACAUUCAAAUUGAAGUUUGAGAGUCCCAGUAUCGUCUAUGUAGAGGUGUCCUAGAUGUAACAUUUUGUACCUUAGUUCUAACAAUGGUGGGGCUGAGGUAGAAUGGAACCUUUGUGUAAAAUUCUAAUACUAGGUGACUCUAUUUUGAAUUCCUGAAUCAGUCACGUAUAAUGUAUGUCCAAUUAUUUGAUAUGGUUUCUUUAUAUGGCAUCAUAAAAACAUUUACAAAGAUUAAAAAGUGAAGCAUAAUGAGUGGAGCCAUGAAGAAAUAUCAUGGUGUCUUUCAGAAACUCAAUACCAUCAAAUUUUUGGAGCUACAGUGCCAAUAUAGUACAGUACUAUUUUCAAUUGUUAAUAUACAUUAAAUACGUUGCCGUAUUAUUUUAAAGGUACAUAAUGAUUUCAUUAAAUGAUAGGAGUUCUAUUAUUGUGUUGUUUUUGGCAGACAGUACGUUUUUAAUUAUUAUGUGGCCAUACAGUACUUUUUUACUCAACUCAGGCCUACAAUGUUACACAAUAUUGAAUUAUUUUUCUACCUCAGUGCUUGUGAUGAUUAUCCCCAAAAUAUUUCCCUUCUAAAUUUCUUAAAGCAGGAGACGCAAGCCUCUCUAGGUGCUUUUAUCUAUAAUUAUAUUCUUCCUUUUUUCACGUUUUAUAAAUGUCCUCGUAUGUUAAUACCUGCAUGUGAGAUGUUUGUUUUUUUGAGUGUGUUUUGGAUUGCCAUGUGAAUGUGCUUUUGAAUGUAGGAUGUGUAUGUUUUACCAUAGUAUUUGUGUUAGCUGUGUAUAGCCGGACACUCACUGUGCCAGACUGCCUCCAACAAUCAAGACACGGAGUUGGAUUGUUGUGAUGAGGGUCUUGCGAUGCAGUGCCCGGCUUCAUGUUUAAGUUCAUGACGCACUUCAGGGGUGGCUCCAGGAUUUGCCCGACGGAGGGGGGGGGGCGUGAUGCCCUAACGAGGGGUCACAUUUCCCCGACGAAAGCAAAGUGGGCGUGGCCGAGCUACGAUUAAAAGGAAGGUUUCGAAAGUGGUGCAGGGGCCAAA
Messenger RNA from Anneissia japonica, 4479 nucleotides. RefSeq names its product amino acid transporter AVT3B-like. The transcript has 8 exons. The record is from RefSeq and is a predicted model, not a curated record. Gene Ontology annotation, biological process: amino acid transmembrane transport. The coding region runs from base 138 to 1685 and encodes 515 amino acids. Gene Ontology annotation, cellular component: vacuolar membrane. Gene Ontology annotation, molecular function: amino acid transmembrane transporter activity. NCBI's taxonomy places the organism in Eukaryota, Metazoa, Echinodermata, Crinoidea, Comatulida, Comatulidae.